CCGAUCCGGUGUUGCAAGUCUCUUUGAACAAAAAAGACACCAUGGCUUCCUCAAGCAGCCGUGUGUUUGAAGUGGAUCGGGCCACAACCGUCAUCAAUGCUUCCAACAAGAGAAUCUACCUAGCUCUUGAAGCCAUGCAAGCCUUGCACAUUGGCACCGGCGAUCUGAUCACACUUGAAAGCGAUCAACAAGACACUCACAUAUCCGUGGGCGUUGCGUGGCCGUCAUUGACAUUGAAGUCUGACUUGGUUCAGCUGAGUCCCGCCACGAUGCUCAGCUGUCAGUGUGAAAUUGGCGACAAGAUUCAUAUCCACAAAUUUCAGGGGGUGCAAGCGGUAGCAACCUCAAUUCACAUCAAACCGCUGGCAACCCUCGAUUAUCCCGUCAAUACCAUGCUCAUCGAUUACAUCAAAGAAACCCUGAUCCAAGGCAAAUAUGUCAAUGUACAACAUAUAUUUGAGAUCUCGUAUCACGGAAAACCGCGACGAUUUAUGGUUGAGCGUAUCAAUGACAGCGCCGUUCAGGAACCCAGUCUGAUUUACGAAAUAGUCCGUCCGACAAAGUUGCAUAUGGACAAUCUACCGCAAACAACGUCUCCAAAUAAGUCGGCUACCGAAUCAUCAACGAACAAGGUCACGUAUGAGCAUAUCGGUGGAUUGUCGGAACAAAUCAAGAUUGUGCGGGAAAUGGUCGAGACUCCAUUACAGAAUCCAGAGCUUUUCUUACAGUACGGACUGCGACCACCGCGCGGUAUUCUGCUGUACGGACCCCCUGGUACGGGUAAAACCUUGAUAGCUCGUGCUGUUGCUCAAGAAACGGGCGCGCACUCCAUUGUCGUGAACGGACCGGAGAUUGUCAGUAAAUUUUACGGCGAAACGGAGCAAAAGCUGCGUGAUCUGUUUGACGAAGGAGCAAGACGAGCGCCGACGAUUAUUUUCAUCGAUGAAAUUGAUGCGUUAUGUCCAAAGCGCGACGAGGCGCCAAGUGAGCUUGAAAAGCGUGUGGUGACGACCCUUUUAACCUUGAUGGACGGUGCUUCCGAAACCAAGCAGUCAAAGAACGACCGAAUCGUGGUCAUUGGCGCAACUAAUCGUCCCAAUGUUUUGGACGAAGCUCUUCGUCGUCCCGGUCGAUUCGACAGAGAAGUAGAAAUAGGAAUUCCCAACAGCGAUGCCCGAUUAUCCAUUUUAUCGACAAUCAUGCGCAGUAUACCUCACACCAUCAGUACGGACGAUAUGGCCAUCCUGGCCGGUAAAUCUCAUGGCUACGUCGGCGCGGAUCUGGCGGCCGUUUGUCGUGAAGCUGGAUUGAAAUGCAUCAAACGAUGCGCACGACAAUCAGACUCGGUCGAUCUUCGCGUGAGUAUGGAGGAUAUGCAAGAAGCCAUGGGCGAAAUCCGACCAAGUGCAAUGCGAGAGAUUUUGUUGGAAGUGCCCAAGGUGUAUUGGAGUGAUGUCGGCGGUCAAUCGGAAAUCAAACAACGAUUAAAAGAAUCGAUCGAAUGGCCUCUUCAGCAUCCAGAAGCUUUUGAACGACUGGGCAUCCGACCGCCCAAAGGCAUUCUUUUAUACGGACCACCCGGUUGCAGUAAAACUCUGAUGGCCAAAGCACUGGCCACAGAAGCCGGUUCGAAUUUUAUCGCUGUCAAAGGGCCCGAGUUGUUCAGCAAGUGGGUGGGUGAAUCUGAAAAAGCCGUCCGCGAAGUAUUCCGAAAAGCACGAGCGGCAUCGCCAUCCAUUGUGUUCUUUGACGAAAUUGAUGCGUUAACGGUGAAGCGUGGCGGCUCUGGGGAUGGUGGAACCUCGGUGGCCGACCGUGUUCUUUCACAGUUACUGAACGAACUGGACGGUAUUGAGCCACUGGUGAAUGUCACUGUGGUCGCGGCAACCAACCGACCUGAUAUUAUUGAUUCGGCCUUAUUACGUCCGGGACGCAUUGACCGGAUCCUGUAUGUGGGACCGCCGGAUAUCGAGUCGCGUUGUGAAAUUUUUAAAAUUCAAUCAAGGAAAAUGACAUGUGACAGUGAUGUAGAUAUCCAAGAAUUGGCGGCCAUGAGUGAAGGCUGUUCCGGUGCCGAAGCAGUAGCGAUAUGCCAAGAAGCUGCACUUUUGGCAAUGGAAGAAGAUACGGAGAUAGAUUCGAUUAAACGACGCCAUUUUCUUAAAGCGUUAUCAUCAUUCACGCGUCGCAUCACCCCAGAGAUGCUUCAGUUCUAUGCCGACUUUCAGAAGCGAUCCGGGCUUCGAAGCUUGUAAAUAAAAACUAUAAGAAUUUGUACACCUUUUGGUAGAUCACGGCCUCAAGCUGGAUUUGUUCCAUUCAUAUACAAAGUGUAGAUAGCGGAAAAAGUAUAGAGUCAUCUUAGACGUGCAUGUUUUGCGUCAUGGAUAAAACAAAUAGGCGAAUCCGCUCAGCGAUGGGUCAUCUGAUCGGAGCAGAGGUGCUGGGCUUUGUGCAUUGACUGACGAUUCCGGGAUAAGGCAAGGUGGCGGGCUGAAUCCGAAAAGGGAUGGACGGUGUCACCUGGGAAAUUCGCAGCCGAGUGUCAAGAACCCAAAUUGGGCGCCGACCGUCG
Molecule: messenger RNA, 2575 nt
Organism: Radiomyces spectabilis
Lineage: Eukaryota; Fungi; Mucoromycota; Mucoromycetes; Mucorales; Radiomycetaceae
Product: P-loop containing nucleoside triphosphate hydrolase protein
Exons: 16
Coding region: 42-2255 (737 amino acids)
Cellular component (GO): cytoplasm
Molecular function (GO): ATP binding; ATP hydrolysis activity
Source: RefSeq, a predicted model, not a curated record